AUGGUCGGUAUAAUCGCAUGGCUGUUAUUCCUCCAGGGACCAAUCGCCAGUGUGACGGAAGAACUUUCAACUGUAUAUAACGAACGCGUCCUGGUUGCCGCAGCUAGUAUAGAACUAAACAACAAUGAGCAGCUGUUUGUAUUUGACGUGAAGUCUUGUGAUGACGUUACUCUAUAUCUCCAAGACGACAUUCAGGAAGAAUAUCAAAUCACCAUCAGAGCAGGAUCGGUCGUCUCGGAAAUUGCAGCCUGUCGCGGAGGUCAGUGCCAGGUGGUGGUCAAACCUAUGGUGGAGGAGGAAUUCUGUUGGGGUCACGCAUCCUUCUGGGUGAGCUCCCGUACACUCGACAAGAUCCUAGAGUUCGGCAAGGGAUGCGAGAAAGGGAAUGUCGUGUUGGCAUCACUCGACACAGGGAACGACUUCCGGAUCACGAAGGUCCAAGUGUCUGCCAGAUUGACAGGAAGCUGGAAGUUGGGGGACAGUUCCGUGUGUUACAACAGCAGCAGAAACACUUCCGACAACACCCCCCAAGCCUUGACAAAUACAACCGAUCUCCCACCGCAGUCUCCCGCAAACGGAAGCAGCCAAUCUGUCGUGACAACACAACUCACCACCAAGAUGCUGGGCUCCUCAGCCUCAGCUCCUACCGUUACAACCCUCAGCCUCCUGUCUGCUGUCGUCGUCAUCGCCCGCCUGUACAGGUAGAGAACGUGGUAUGACCUUCAAGAUCUGCAGAUAGCAAUGCCUGUACAAUGGAUUUCUACAUAUCGAAUGUUAUCUAACUUUUAUAAAAAAAUAAAACGGCUGAUCAAAUUGUU
Messenger RNA from Haliotis rufescens (red abalone), 818 nucleotides. RefSeq lists its product as uncharacterized. The transcript is spliced from 3 exons. The record is from RefSeq and is a predicted model, not a curated record. Bases 1 to 705 code for a protein of 234 amino acids. Lineage: Eukaryota; Metazoa; Mollusca; Gastropoda; Lepetellida; Haliotidae.